Kwoniella shivajii is the source of this 2232-nucleotide messenger RNA. RefSeq lists its product as uncharacterized. Bases 1 to 2232 code for a protein of 743 amino acids. The record is from RefSeq and is a predicted model, not a curated record. Gene Ontology annotation, cellular component: nucleus. Gene Ontology annotation, molecular function: ATP-dependent H2AZ histone chaperone activity. Lineage: Eukaryota; Fungi; Basidiomycota; Tremellomycetes; Tremellales; Cryptococcaceae. Gene Ontology annotation, biological process: regulation of DNA-templated transcription; chromatin remodeling. The transcript is spliced from 5 exons.
AUGUCGAAUCAUGAGACGGUCACUACUGGCCGUGCGAAGCGUAGCACGGCAGGUAACCGUAUGCGUGAGCUGCUCGAGCGAGCACACCAAGAAGACGACGAUGAACUUUUUCAAGAGGUAGAGAAUGAUGAGGAGUUUACCGCCCCUCAGGAGGUGAAAGAUGUGUUUCUGGACGAAUUCGCGGAUACUGAUGAGGAGGUGGAGAUGGACGAAGAAGCCGAGGAGAGAGCACUGCGACGUGAAGAAAGGAAGAAGGAGAAAGGCAAAUCAAAGGCUAUAUAUGAUCCUACUGCGAAAAUAUCCAAAUCCAAUUCCAAAUCUCGUCCAGACACCACCGACAAACUGUUAUCUGAUCCUUCGUUGUCCCUUCUCGAUCCAAAUAUCGAUGCCAGUCGGAUGGCCCCUUCCACCUUGAUCUUAACGUUGCGCAGAAAACGGAGAGAGGCUAAACGUGAACAACGGUCUGAAGCUCGUCGUUCCAAUCUCAGGGCAUCGACCCUACAGACUGAAAAGGAGAUAGUAGAGAGGGAGGCACAAGCGAAAGCGAAUCGUGGGAAUAAGGGAAGAAGAGCACAACAUGAAACUGGGGAAGUUAGGGGUGCAAGACCUAUGACUCAAGAUGAAUUGAUAGCUGCUGCUUUGGAAGAGGAAGAGAGAAAUAAAGAAGCUUUAAGAGAUUGGCUGAAGAAGGAAGAUGAACGAAGGGAACUGCGAAGAGUAGGAAGGAAAAGAGUGAAAGGACCAAGAUGGACUUGGGUUAGUAGAACUGUCGAGAGGCUGAUUGAGGUUAUCGGAGAGGAGAAUGUGGUGAAGGAGGUCACUGCGACAGAGAAAAGAGCAGAGAAAGCGGAAGAAAAGAAAAAUAUGGAUCAACCUUCGAUGACAGUCACCACAGAUCAGCAAAGCGUUUUACCAGAAGGGAACACCACAGUAGAUGAAGAGGUGAAACAAGGCACAGCGACGGGUGGAAAUGCAGAAGAGAAGAAAGAUGCAAUCACGACGGACAAGCUGGCUGGAGAUGAUACUUCACAUUCGCAAGGAGUACAAUCCGAAGGUGAUAUCACCACAGCACGGGACCAAUUGCCUAUUCCUGACGAAACUCUGCUGAACCCGGACGGUGCUGUUCAUGCCGACAUCUUCACGGACCAACCGGCUGCCGAUCCUCUCGAUGGAUCAUCGGCAUCAGCAUCCAUGAAGUCGAUCAUCGAGCAGAAAGCUGACGAGUCGAUAGCCGCGCCUGACUUAACCGCCAAUGAUCCUACGAUUACCCCUCAACCUCCUGGUACGGAAGAUGCAUCAACACAAGAAUCCCAAUCUCUGUCCGAAUCCCAUCCCUCUACUUCUGCGAAAGAGCCAUCUACUGUUAACGCAGAAGGAGGUACUUUUCCACCUGUUCCUGGAUCCGACAAACCCAAAGAAUCGCCCACUUCACCUUCAAAGCAAAUAUCGGAUACUGCUGUACCUAAAGGUCCUGCUGUUCCCGACGCCCUCCCACCUAUCGCAUCCUCCUCUUCAGACCCUUCUCAUGCGAUUGCGCGUCCCAGCGGUACCACUGUGGCCCCACCUUCAAUCAAUCGGCCUGCGGUCACGGAACCAGUCAAUGAGGAGAACAAAUAUACUAGAAAUUAUUUGAUCCUUUCUCAGGUACCUGGAGGAUUAUCAGAAGAACUGAGACUGAUACUUGGAGGUCACGUAGAAUGGGAUGAUGUGAUGUAUAUACCUGCCCGUAACAGGCCAAUAAAUCGAAAACCACCAAUAUGCGCUUUCACUGGUUUGCCAGCUAAAUAUCGACACCCUACGACUAUGAUUCCAUACGCCACAGCAGAAGGGUACAAGCAUAUCCAAGCGUUGUUGCAGGAAAGGUAUAAAUAUGACGAUGGUGGUUGGUGGCUCGGAGGAGAGGAGGAUGUCCGUGCUGAUGGAAUGGAAGGCGUUGAAGGUUGGUGGGAAGCUACAAAUGGAGGUUGGAUGGAUGGUAAAGAAAUACCUGAACCAGUCGAAAAGAUGGAGCAAAUGCCUGCAGAGGUGAUGGAGGAGAUUGAGCCUGUUGAAGAGGUUGUUCUCGUGAGGGGGAAAAGGAAAACGGUUGGAGAAAGCGCUUCGUCAACUCCGGUGCCAAUUGCUAAGAAGACAAAAGGCAAAGGAAAGGCCAGCGUUAUUGAAGGAGACGAGGCUGUGUCUUCUCCAGUCGAGGGGCUCAAAAGGUCAAAGAGUAGGGGAAAGAGGAACUAG